Messenger RNA from Fusarium keratoplasticum, 1506 nucleotides. Its product is annotated as Mannitol 2-dehydrogenase. NCBI's taxonomy places the organism in Eukaryota, Fungi, Ascomycota, Sordariomycetes, Hypocreales, Nectriaceae. The transcript has a single exon. The record is from RefSeq and is a predicted model, not a curated record. Gene Ontology annotation, molecular function: mannitol dehydrogenase activity. The coding region runs from base 1 to 1506 and encodes 501 amino acids.
AUGCCUCUCAAGCUCAACUCGGCGAACCUCUCUACAAUCUCUUCACAGCAAGAGAACCGUACUGUGGAAAUUCCUACCUACGACAGAACUGCCGUCAAGGAUGGAAUCGUCCAUGUCGGUGUUGGUGGCUUCCACAGAGCUCACCUUGCUGUCUAUAUCAACCAUUUGAUCCAGAAGCACAACCAGAACGAAUGGGGCAUCUGCGGCGUCGGUCUUCGACCCAAUGACUCUGCCAUGCGCGAUGUCUUGGAGUCUCAAGACCACCUGUACACCGUCAUUGAGCGGUCUGCCAAGGGCAGCGACGCCAAGGUCGUCGGCAGCAUCAACAAUUUCGUUUUUGCGCCCGACAACCGUCAGGCCGUUAUCGACAAGAUGGCUCACCCAGACACCCACAUUGUGUCUCUGACCAUCACCGAGAGUGGCUACUACUACAACGAAAACACCCACCAGCUGCAAGCCGACCACCCCGACAUUCAGCACGAUCUGAAGGAGGAGAACGCAAACACCCCCAUCAGCACCUUUGGCUUCCUCUACGCCGCUCUGGCCAAGCGCCACGAGCAGGGUCUGAAGCCCUUCACCGUCCUGUCCUGCGACAACAUGCAGCACAACGGUACAAUCACCCGCAACAUGCUCAAGACGUUUGCUGGUCUGCGCAACCCAGAGCUCGCCAAGUGGAUUGACGAGGAGGGAGCUUUCCCCAACUCCAUGGUUGACCGCAUCACUCCCGUUACCCACCAGACCGACAUCGACUCGCUCGCAGAGACUUUCGGCAUCGAGGACGCCUGGCCCGUUGUCACUGAGCCCUUUAUGCAGUGGGUUGUUGAGGACCACUUCUGCGAUGGCCGCCCUCCCUUUGAGAAGGUCGGUGUCCAGGUCGUCCACGACACGCACGAUGUCGAGCAGUUUGAGAAGCACAAGCUCCGUCUUCUCAAUGCCAGCCACUCCGCCAUGGCUUACCCCGGCCAGCUCGCUGGAUUCCAGUACGUCCACGAGGUCAUGGAGCACCCUCUUUACCGCAAGUUCAUCUGGCAGAUGAUGCAGGAGGAGGUCAAGCCCCUGCUUCCCGAGAUUCCCGGCGUCGACAUUGACCAGUACUGCAACACCCUUAUGGAGCGCUUCUCCAACCCCACUAUUAUGGAUCGAAUUCCCCGUCUUGCCCUUAAUGCCUCGGGCAAGAUUCCUCAGUUCAUUAUGCCUUCCAUCGCCGAGGAGAUCUGGGCCAAGGGUCCCCUCCGCCGCUUGUCCUUUGUCGUCGGCGCCUGGUUCCGCUACAUCCACGGCGUGACCGACAAGGGCGAGAAGUUCGAAGUUGAGGACCCCAUGCUCGAGCAGCUGGAGACCCUUGCCAAGGCCGGUGGUGAUGACCCCCGCGAGCUUCUCAGCAUCAAGAUGCUCUUCGGCGACGACUUGCGAGACGACAAGCGUUUCGUCGACGAGCUCACCACUGCCAUGCAGCUCAUUGCCAAGGAUGGAGUCAUGGCCACUAUGCCCAAGUAUGUCGACUAG